AUGUUGCAGGGUGUUCCUUUCGACCUCACGGUCGAAGUCCUGCGAUAUCUUGCUGCGUUAGACGUCUUGGCCGUACGAAAGGUAAGGGUACAGCCCAUUGCCUGCAAUGGAUCUCUUUGGGGAGGCCUUGUCAACUCCGCUUGUGCCGAGCAUGACAUGUUCCUGGGUGGUGGGGUCUACGAGGAUCUCUCUCUUGCCCAAUUGGAGCACGCUGCGACUUCUCCCGCGCGUUUCCUGAAGUGUAUAUCGCCUCCGCCAACUCUCCUGGAUGGACGAUGUAUCGAGCCAAGAUACCUCAAGAUAUAUGAGGAAAUUUGUAUCCCAAGUCCGAGAGCUUGGCUUGGUCUAAACAUACUGCUUGUUCGCGGCGGGCGCUUCCUACUCACCAGCUCGAAAGACUGGAUCGCUCUUUGGGAUAUCUGGAAAACCGAUGGCAAUACAGAGCCUAUAGCGCGCGAGACCGUUAGGCAAAUAAAUCAAGAUCUACAGGUGGAGGAUUAUUGGUUCGACGACGAGAACCGGCUUUUCGUGGCUCUCAUCAGAUGCACGCCAGAUGGCGACACAGAUUUUCUGAGUGUAUACAUGAUCGAUGUGUCGGUCCCGUCACCCUCGUUUCGAAAGGUCAACGAGCUACGGUGUCCGGGAGCAAGCUGUCCUGCGUAUCACACCCGACACCGCUCUAGCAUUGCAUUUACGCUGAGGGACGAUGGGCUCAUGGGCAUUUGGGACUACAUGACCGGAAACGGCGGCUACAUCAAGGACGGGUUCUGGGAGACUGAGAAGGUUGUAUAUCCUGGAGAGUCUGAAUCCACCAUCAUCUGCAUCAACCAUGAAACCAUCGACAUCCACGCGGUUCCGUCUCUCGAGAGCUCGAUGCCAGUCAGAGGACGAGCUGCGCUAUCGUACAGGUCGAGGAAGUUGGUUGACCCCAACGACCACGACUUCAUCACGUACCAGGUCCCGCGGCUCGACACUCCUGAUCACUCGUACUAUUCUGUGCUGUCGCCGACGAAGAAGAACCUCCUGACCUUCAUGCGCUCCCCCCUCCCCGUGCAAGCCUCGCUGACACUGCCGAAGGAAAGAGACUAUCAGCCGCUGCCUCGAGGGAGCUAUACCCGCGACUCACUCGUCACCGUGUUCGAAGCCGCUCGGUACUUCGAGCCUUCGAUAGUUGCCGUAUUCGCGCCGAGAUCGAGAGCGGAAUACGAUGUCGAUGGCGCGCAUCCCGUUUGUCGAACGGUCGGUCUUCUUCGUGGCGUCCUCAACCACGAGACCGACAAGUGCUUCGACCCGGCAUCGGGAACAUUCGCCUACCGCGCCAUUGGCGAGAAUAACGCCGUCCGUGUCGGUAUGGCGAUAUGUGCUCAAAUAUACAAUGCUGCGGAAAAUCGGAAAGGCCACGAUCCUCGCCAUCUUUCAUCUUCUGCAGGAGGCGCUUCGCCGUGGACACCCACGAUUCGUAUUGAUGCGCACCUUUUGCUUUAUUUAAGGGCACCCACUGAUGUACUGCUCAAUCUCUGGGAUCUAUGGAAGGCCACUAGAUCCAGGAACCCCAUCGCGCGCGAGGCCGUGAGCUCUCAACCCGAUGACUAUAUCUCUCUGGAGGACUAUUGGUUCGACAAAAAUCAAAUUUUCGCUGCCGUGGCUGUAGAUGCAUCCGAGGGCCAGCCGGACAAACUUGUUGUGUAUGCGAUCGACGUGUCGAUACCCAUGCCAACCUUCCGCAAGGUCAACGAACUGUCUUGUCCGGGAGGAGACCUUCCUUCGUACCACGCUCGACACCGUUCCCGCAUCGCAUUCUCUUUGGCGGGCGAAGAGCUUGUCGGACUUUGGGACUACAUGACAGGGCACGGUGUCUAUAUGAGGGAUAGUUCUUGGCUGACUGAGAAGAUGAUAUAUCCUGUGGGUUCUGCGUCAACCCUCAUCUGCAUCAACCAUGAGAGUAUCGACGUCCGUGAAGUUCCGGAUCUGCGGGCUCCAAUGCCUUUCACGGAACAUGCCGUGUCAAGCUCUAUGCCCCGGUCGCGGAUGGACCCCAAAUACUUCGAUUUCAUCACCUAUCAGAUGCCACAAUUCGACACACCUGAACAAUCCUUCUACUCUUUGCAGUCGCCGAACAGGAGGGAUCUGUUGACCUUCACGCGCUCUGCUAAACCCACGAACGCCCCUUUGACCCUCCCGAUGGAUGCCCAUUAUCUACCGCUCCCACGAGGAACACAUUUUGGCGAUUUUCUUGUCACUGUCUUCACCUCCGUCUCGUAUCAACGACCGUACUCCGUCGUCGCUGCAUUCGCACCAUGUCGGGAACCAACAGAUGGAACGUCUGGCACAGAGCGCGCCUGCCGGAUUGCUGGCCUUCUUCACGGCGUCCUAAUGAACUCGAUGGACCAGUGCUUUGACCCGACAUCGGGCACCAUGGUGUACCGCGCGAUGGGCGCCGAUCAUGACACUAUACGCAUUGCAAACUAUCUCAAGAAGCCCGCACGGGCAUGA
Schizophyllum commune H4-8 is the source of this 2493-nucleotide messenger RNA. RefSeq lists its product as uncharacterized. The coding region runs from base 1 to 2493 and encodes 830 amino acids. NCBI's taxonomy places the organism in Eukaryota, Fungi, Basidiomycota, Agaricomycetes, Agaricales, Schizophyllaceae. The transcript has 9 exons. The record is from RefSeq and is a predicted model, not a curated record.